Messenger RNA from Nicotiana attenuata, 2223 nucleotides. RefSeq lists its product as uncharacterized. Lineage: Eukaryota; Viridiplantae; Streptophyta; Magnoliopsida; Solanales; Solanaceae. The record is from RefSeq and is a predicted model, not a curated record. The transcript has 3 exons. The coding region runs from base 1 to 2223 and encodes 740 amino acids.
AUGAUACAUGAUGCAUUUGUAGAUGUUACACAGUUCAUGGAUACUGACAUUAGUGAAAGUGGUGGCAUGGAUCAAAACGUACAAGAGAAUACUGCUCAUCCAUAUGAAAAUCAACCUCAUCCAGAGGUGGAUAAGUUUGAACGGCUCAUGAAAGAGGCAAAUGAAGAACUGUAUCCUGGAUGUAAGAAGUUUAGCAAACUGUCUUUUUUGCUGCAUAUGUAUCACUUAAAAUGCACGUUCAAACGGUCAAAUGAAUCUUUUAAUUCUUUGCUUGGACUAUUAAAAGAUGCGCUUCCUGAAGGAGAAAAAUUGCCUCCUUCUUUCUAUGAGACCAAAAAGAUAGUUGAAGGCUUGGGCUUAAAGUAUGAAAAAAUUCAUGCUUUUUCCAACGAUUGCAUGCUUUUUAGGAAAGAGUUUGCUAAUAAGAAUGUUAAUGAAUGCAAAGUUUGUGGGGCUUCUAGAUGGAAAAAUGAUGCUAGAAAAAUUCCAGCCAAGGUCCUAAGGUAUUUUCCUUUAAAACCAAGGCUACAGAGAUUGUUUAUGUCUUCAGAAACUUCUAAAGCAAUGCGAUGGCAUCAUGAAGAGCGCAACAAAGAUGGAGUUCUACGGCAUCCUGCAGAUUCUGAAGCUUGGAAAUUUUUUGAUAGUAAAUAUCCUGAAUUUGCUGGAGAUCCUCGCAAUGUGCGCCUGGGAUUAGCUUCUGAUGGGUUUAAUCCAUUUGGCACAAUGCGAACUGUACACAGUACAUGGCCAGUGAUUUUAAUUCCAUAUAAUCUUCCACCAUGGAUGUGCAUGAAACAAGAGUUCUUCAUUUUGUCCUUACUUAUUCCUGGACCAAAAGCUCCUGGCAAUAAUAUUGAUGUCUAUUUGCAACCUUUAAUAGAAGAGUUAAAUGAAUUAUGGGAUGUUGGGAUAGAAACAUAUGAUGCCUCUGCUAAGGAGAUAUUUCAAAUGCGAGCAGCUCUCAUGUGGACUAUAAAUGAUUUUCCAGCAUAUGGUACUCUCUCUGGAUGGUGCACUUAUGGUCGGUUUGCAUGCCCUUCUUGUAACAUAAACACUCAAUCUAGAAGGCUCAGACAUGGCAGGAAGUUUUGUUACAUGGGGCAUCGGCGCUUCUUGAAGUCAGGACACAAAUAUCGGAAUGAUGAAAAAUCGUUUGAUGGUACUAAAGAAACAAGACCCGCACCUUGUCCAGUAUCUGGGUCACUAGUGUUGAAUCAAGUUAAAGAUAUAAAAUUUACUCUCGGCCAGUCGAGUGAAGGGGUAAGUGGAGUGAUGAAAAACACAUGGAAAAAGAGGAGUAUUUUUUUUUAUCUUCCUUAUUGGAAGUCUAACUUGGUGCGCCAUAAUCUUGAUGUGAUGCACAUAGAAAAGAAUGUGUGUGAUAACUUAAUUUAUACAUUAUUGGAUCUUGGUAAAAAGUCCAAAGAUAACUUAGAAGCUCGAUUGGACUUGAAGGAGAUGAAAAUAAGACCAAGUUUAUGGCCUCAAUAUCGAGCUAGUGGGAAAGCAUAUCUUCCUCCUACAUUUUUCACAAUGUCUCAAAAGGAAAAGGAGUUGUUUUAUGAAGUACUACAAAAUGCCAAGUUUCCAGAUGGCUAUGCGUCUAAUAUCUCACGUUGCAUUCGCAAACGAAAGAUAUCCGGGUUAAAAACUCAUGAUUGUCAUGUUAUAAUGCAAGAAUUUCUUCCUCUUGCCUUACGGAGAUCAGUAGAUAAAAGAGUUAGUUCCAUUUUAAUUGAACUAUGUACAUUCUUUCGUGUUCUGUACAGCAAAGAACUAAAAGUAGAAGAGUUAAAGUUACUUGAAGAAAAAAUUCCAGAAACAUUGUCUACUAUGGAGAAACUUUUCCUCCCAGGAUUCUUUACUGUUAUGAUACAUUUGGUAAUUCACUUGGCAACUGAGGCUAAACAUGUGGGGCCAGUACAUUAUCGCUGGAUGUACCCAAUUGAGAGUCAGAAUUACUCUAACGCCCAAGCACGUGAUGGUCAAUCUAAUGAGUUGAAUAGUUCUGAUGGUGGCACUGAAAUUCCAAAUGAUGACGAUUCAGAGCAUUCUAUCAGCAUAUUCUCCGAUAUUUCUUACGCAUAUGGAACUGGAAUUCUCUGUGUUUCUGGGCCAGCUGCCAUAUCUUCCCAAAGUAAAUCCGAGAGUGCCAUUGUCAAUUCUCCAACUUCCCCUGUCACAAUAAACAAUGUUAUUCUUCUCUCCUAUGCUUGCUAG